Messenger RNA from Strongylus vulgaris, 1395 nucleotides. Lineage: Eukaryota; Metazoa; Nematoda; Chromadorea; Rhabditida; Strongylidae. The record is from the annotation of a GenBank genome assembly.
AUGAAUGAGGUUCAUCGAAACUGGUAUUUCUUCUCAAUUAAGGCCCUACUGGGACAGCUCGCCAAAGAAUUGCUUCAUGAUCUAAAUAGUUCGUCGCGAGAACGAUUGAAGUUAUGCUUGAAACGUAUCGUAUACACUAAAGAUCUCCGAAAAACAGCUGUAAAAUCUACGAAAUUCGCACCACCACUCCUGAAAUCUCCAUCAAAGAGCCCCGUCCACAGAGUGGCAAAUCUCUUCGUUUCAUUAUUUGGAAAAGCUACGGCCGAUGAGCUUCCUCAUAAGUGGUCCACCACUUACAGGAGCAUCGUGAGAUUGUCUAAAGUCAUAGACAACAACGAAAAUCUACCUGGAGCACGAGUAUAUAAUAUGCGCAUUUAUGACCUUGUCAUGGAUGGUAAGGAGACGAAACAUAAAGAAGAGAUAAUGAACGUUCCACCUUUUCUGCAGAGUGCAUUUAACAUAGUAAAAUCGUUCAGUGGAGCUAAAAAUGCACGGAUUCUGAGCCCACGAAUUGCGCCUCUUCUUCCGGACAAAAGUUCUAAGGGGUUUCUGUCACCUUCAAUAUUCCCAUUUUAUAAAGAUGACACAGAACAGCAGGUCAUGCCAGUCCCAAAGAUGCUGGAGGCAGCUGGCCUCAACGAGAAGGAUCGCGAGCGUGUCCUAGAGAUGGUUAUGGAAGUGUCGGGAGCUCGUGAUGCAAUAGGAAAAAUCUUUGAACAGCUGCUGUCGUCACUCACACCACACCAGAACAAGGAAAUGAACAGGAGAGGGUUUACCUUCAUGAGCCCUAAGCAGAUUGAAGAGCUGCAUAAAAAGCAAAACCUGAAUGAGCCAGAAGUUCGCGAGCAGAUGGAUGAAUACAAGAAACUACCAAAAUGGAAACGAGAGGAGAUGCUUUGGCGAUCCAUAGGAGAACUAGCUGGUUUCAACACUCGUCGCAGAAAGAGGAAAAUUAAUCCGUUAGUCGUGCUGAAACCCGCAAUUCUUAGUCCGUACCAAUUCGCUCCUGUUUACGGUGCCACUGUUUUGGGUCCUGUAAUACUUUCUCCAAAUCUUUUCUCUCCACUGAUCCUAAACCCAUCAAUGCUUGGUCCAUGGAUUCUAUCACCAUCAUUUCCGCUUCCUUUUAUUGUUUCACCCUAUGUACUUUCGCCUUAUAUUCUAUCUCCUCUUGCUAUGGCCCCUUUCGUCCUCUCUCCAUACGUUUUAUCCCCUAACAUCAUGAAUCCCUACGUGCUCUCGCCGGUUAUACUCAGCCCAAUUGUGGUAUGUCCAGACAUCCUGUCUCCAAUGGCGCUUGGUGGAAUUAUCCUGUCGCCGAACGUUCUCUCUCCCUCAAUACUUUCAAAAAGUUUUCUCAUGACAAGUAUACUGUCGCCAUCGCUUCUUUCAUGA